UGUAACUUUACCUUUGCACCAGUCAAGAGGGUCCUCGGAAGCCCAGCCCAAACAAAAAGGCAUCGGGUUACUCUGGAAAUACAGCGCUGCAGAUUUUGCUUUUAUCAUAUAAAGGUUAUUGAAUUUAUUUUAAAAGUAUUUCAUUUUUCUCUUCUUUUCCUAGACGAAUAACAUUUGAGCUGGUAAUAUCGAAAGAAAACGUCGAUAAUUUGUGUGCACGGUAACGACGGCAGUCUACAGUCUAGUGUUAGCAAGGUGUCUGGGUGUCAGACGCUAGGAGAGUUAGCCAAACAGAUACCCUGCCUGCUUCUAGAAGUUACUUUUUUUUUUAGAGAAGCUGUUGUGGAAACCCAAUGCUAAGCUGAUAGAGUAAAUCAUUCGUCGUGUUGGGCUUAUGUUAGCAAAGCCCGAUGUGUUUAUAUCCGUUUGCUUCGUUGCGUAGUUGAAGUUAAAGCUAGCACGUACGUUAGCUUAGCUACAUCGUUAAACGACAACAUCCAGCAAACUGGACAAAACAUUAGAUUUAGUGGGCUUUAAAUCGGGCUCAGCGGGUCCACUGACACCUCAGAAAAAGAUGAAGAAGAGGAAGGAGCUGAACGCCUUGAUCGGACUUGGUGACAGCAAAAGAAAGAAGACCAAAAAGGGCUCUGGACACCGACUUCUCCGAACCGAACCUCCAGACUCGGAGUCAGAGUCCAGCUCUGAAGAUGAUUUCAACAAUCCCAACAGCGGAGCUAACUUUGGAAAAAGAAGCUAUGCACAGUGCUGCAAUGUGUGCUACCCCUUAUUCCUCUUCAUCAUUUUAGCUGCUUGUGUCAUGGCCUGUGCUGGACUCAUAUGGAUGCAGAUUGCUCUGAAAGAAGAUCUAGACUCUCUGAAAGAAAAGCUGCACAGCAUGGAUUCAAGUCAGAAAGUGUCAUCAAAUGAAAUACCCAAAAUAAACGAGGAUCUCAAAAACAAGGAGCGAAAACUUGAUGACUUUGAGAACGGGGACAAGGGAUUGAGCAAACUUUGGUUUAACCUGACGGCGAUGAAUAAAAAGAUCACGAUACUCGACUCUGCUGUCAACCAUUUAAAAGCCAACUUGAAGUCAGCUGCUGAUUUAGUCAGCCUCCCAGCAACCGUUGAAGAUCUUCAGAAGAGUGUUGCUACAAUCGGCAGCACUCUAACAAGUGUUCAGCACGAUGUGAAGACUAUGCAGGAUGCCCUUGAGAAGCAGAAGAAAGAUGACGACUUGAAGAAAACCGUGGACAUAACCGACUUCAACAGAGCCUUGGGUGAAGUGAACAAGACAGAAGAGCAGCUCCACUUGUGGACUGAUGAGCAGAUCCACGUCCUUCUCUCCACUGUUGCAGAUCUUCAUCAGAGAGUAGCCUCUUUGGAGAAUGGGUCAAAACACAGCGUGCAGAGUAAUGAUGCGGCAGCUCCAGCAGGAAACUUCAGUGAGCGCGUCGAAACUGAGAAGGUCAAAGAACCACCUACAACCAAAGCGGCACCUGAAGAGGAGAAGGAGAUGUCCACUCCGCUGACAGAGAUGCGAACAAGCAGACGACCCCGCUUUUUAACGUCAAAACGAAUUAAGAGAAGCGCUGGAAUAAACUGUCCAUCAAGGCUGUUCCUGCCUGGUAUCAGUUCUCUGAAAGAUUUGGAAGACAUCCUCCAUGAAGUCGGCGUUGGACGUAAUUCACUUGGAGUUACCUACCAGGACUUGAAGAAAGUGCUCGGAUCAUCAGUCCCCAGCGAGGAUGCUUUCGAGUGCUUUGAUGCUGAUGGAGACCAGAGGUAUUCCCUGAUGGAGCUGAGAGCUGCUGUGGGUUUGUGAGCACCUCCUCGAAGACGGCAGUGAACAGUAUUGAAUACCCAGCAGGGUCUGGAGGGUUCGGGGUUCCCAGCCCCUUUCUGUUAUUGCUGCACUUUGUGAACUGAAUAUUUAACUUGCUGAUUGUGGAAAAAACUGGCACUGGUAUGCCGUCUUACUAUUCACACCCCUACCCCUGAGGUUCACUUUAAGGUAUCAGCCACAAAGCAUUGCUUAUAUUUUAACAGUAAUUCACGAGUUCCUGUAAGUAUGACUCUUAAUUAGCUCAUUCUUUGGUUUAUAUUAGUAAACCAUCAAUAUGUGGUGUUUUCUGAACCCUAUUCUUCCCCCCAACUCUUCAACUUGUGUUCAUGUACUUGUAUUUAAUUUUGGGGGGGUUCUGUUUUAGUUUUCCUCUUUUUAGCUACUAGUUAAAUUUGAUGUGAUGAGUGUUUAUGAAAUUGUUUAAAACUUAUCAGUCAACACCAUACGUUCCUCUCAAAACACCGGUUUACCUAAACUUUAUUUAAGAGGUGGAAUUUAUGAAUGUUUACAAAUGACUACUAGAAACAGUUUUUCAGGCCUUGGACAAGUUUUUAAAUGAUUUCUUAACUUGUAUAAAAAAAGAGUUGCAACUUUUGUCUACUCUUUUAAAGCUAAAAGAAAAGUGUAAAGUUCAUUUUUGUUCCAUUUGUUCUUUUACCAUAUAAUUGGAAUCAUGUAAUUGAUGUGUAUCUUAUUGUUUUUUUUUUCAUGUUUUGUAGAUUUGAAGGGCUACAAACACCUUGAAGUGGUUAUUUAUGGGGCAUAUGUAGCAAUAAGUAAUGGUUUAUACUACCGCAGUAGAAAAAGGCACACAUUGCUCACAAGAUGUAACAGGUAGUAUAAGAAGCACUGACUCAGUUUCCUUGAUUCAUCCUAAUGGUCUAAUAAUGGUGUUUACAUUUGCAAAAUGAUCAGAUUCAGACUCUGUUGUCCUGUAAAAUGUGUUGUUCAACUGGUUAACUUAAGGGAUCAGGUUGUUAAAUUGAUCGUCUUGAUAGCAACAUUCUUUUAACGAUUUAGUUGUGCUGUGCAUGUUUUGAGUGUAUCAUGAACAAAUCUAUGAAAUUAACCUUUCAUCUAAUUAUGCAGGACAAUGUUUAGUUGAGCUCAGUAAGUCAGGGCUUUGACCUUCAUCUUGACUUAAAGUUUGGGUCCACAAUGCUAUGUAUGUGGUAUUUUAUGAUUUGUCUUUUUGUUUAAGCAUCAAUUAAAACAGUAAAAGGUUUGACUUGAUUGAUUUCCUUAAUAAUGAACUGA
This is a messenger RNA of Nematolebias whitei (Rio pearlfish), 3100 nucleotides long. It is a transcript of the gene efcab14, whose product is annotated as EF-hand calcium binding domain 14. The coding region runs from base 575 to 1822 and encodes 415 amino acids. The transcript is spliced from 9 exons. The record is from RefSeq and is a predicted model, not a curated record. NCBI's taxonomy places the organism in Eukaryota, Metazoa, Chordata, Actinopteri, Cyprinodontiformes, Rivulidae.